Molecule: messenger RNA, 1248 nt
Organism: Eucalyptus grandis
Lineage: Eukaryota; Viridiplantae; Streptophyta; Magnoliopsida; Myrtales; Myrtaceae
Product: WRKY transcription factor 55
Exons: 3
Coding region: 73-1008 (311 amino acids)
Biological process (GO): regulation of DNA-templated transcription
Molecular function (GO): DNA-binding transcription factor activity; sequence-specific DNA binding
Source: RefSeq, a predicted model, not a curated record
AUAAUGUCCAAAUGCUCUAUUUGUGCUGACCAAUAGAAUAGAGCAAGACCAUCCCCAGAGUCCAACAAAAUUAUGGAAGAUCAGACCAAGUUUUUAAUUCUUCAAGGGUGCAAGCUGGCCAGAGACCUUGAAUCAAACCUCCCAACCCUGACAAACCAGCCCCAGAUAAGUGCAACCGAGACCUGUGAGGAAAUCAUAAGAAUCUUCACAUCAGCUUUGGAGAAAUUGAUGAUGGUCAUGAACAGUAAGGAAUCAACUGAAGGUCAUCAAAGUUGCUUUCCCAGGUUAUUGCCAGACAAUAACUGGGGAAGUGGAAGGCAACUGGGAUCAGAUCAUCAGGUGAGAGCCAAACUGCUCCUUAAAGCUGAGAUGGGUCGAGGAAGUUGCGACAGUGAAAGCUGUGCAACAUUUAGAGGCCUUGGAGGUGGAAUACUGUCCAUGGAGGUUUCGUCAGAUCUGAACAGAUCGGCUUCAUCCUCGCAAAGAUCUCGAAGGAGGAGGGAUGAAGGAGAGAAACGGGUAAUCAGAGUCGCAGCUCCUCAGAUGGGCAACACCGACAUUCCUCCGGACGACGGGCACACUUGGAGAAAAUAUGGUCAGAAAGCAAUUCUCGGAUCAAACUAUCCAAGGGGUUAUUAUCGUUGCACCCACCAGAAAUUAUACCAGUGCCCUGCCAAGAAGCAAGUGCAGCGACUCGACGACAAUCCUCACUUCUUCGAAGUAAUCUACCAUGGCGAUCACACGUGCCACAUGUCCUCGACCGCGCCAUUGUUUCCGCCGCUGCCGCCAUCAGCGAAUGCCAUUCCAAUGGAUUUGCAAUUAGGCGGGUUUAGCGGAUCGAGCAGCACCAACCCGGUGGUCGUAGGCAGCGGGUCAAGCGCUUCAGCUGCUCGAUACGACGUCAUCGAGUACCCAGUAGAAGAAAUGGCGGCUGCGAUGUUUAAUCCCGGGACCAGCAAUACAGGCACCAUAGAUAUGAUUUUCCCUAGAUCCAAGGAAGGAAAAUGAUUUAAUGGGGGAGUGUCUGAAAGAAAGCUAACACUUCAAAACCCAAUUGCAGGAGGAGGAGAAAACAAAGUAUGGUUUAAUUACUACUAGUCUUAAUCCCCGGUAGCUUUGUAAAUAAAUUGUUAAAUUGCAAUUACUGUCUGAACAAGUCAAAUGCUUACUGUCUAGAAUUACAUUCAGUCUGUUGUACUCUAAUGCCUGCACCACUUAAUGUUUCUAUAAAAUUAAUGUUUAUGUACA